CGACUCAUUUGGCGAGCAACGCUGUGCUGUCUUCCGAAUUAAAAAUCAGGUUCAAGUGCUUCUUCUACCUCGACAACAUUCUUGAUCGAAGCGGACCUCAUGCAGCUCAUGUUCUCACUCGGACCGCCAUUAACGUAGGUUGACUACGUCCCCCCUCUUCCUCCUCCAUACCACCACUUGCUCGAUCCUAAGCGCCGUGGGAAAACGAUGGAUCCGUGCUUGCCGACUCCAGCCGCCAUUACUACUUUUAACUGACGUUGAAAUUUCGGGUUCGGGUAGAAGCAUUCCGACGUAGAGACCAUGCAGCGUUCAUGGCUAUUUAUUGGUUUCAGCGUCUGUCACCACCGCACUGCCUCACGGUUAGUUGUUGAGCUUUCAUGGCUUCCCCUUCGAGCGUGCCCAGAUGGACUCCAAGUCCAAGCCCAGGCCGGCCGCGAGCCACCGACGAUGGCUCCGGCGGCGACGUUGUCAUCUUUCCGUUCGGUGACAUUCCCACUCCACCACCUCUGGUGAACCGGAGUCCUCGUCACGACGUCCAGCACGUAACAGAGGAGGUAGGAAACGGAAGCCUUGUGGGCCACGGGGUUUUCCGUGACGCCGGCAAGAGCAAACAAGGCGUUUUCCUCACCUGGGAAGAUCUGUGGGUAUCGGCGUCGGAUCGCAAAGGGAGGCGUGCUUCGAUCCUUCGUGGGAUCACUGGGUACGCCCGUCCUGGCGAGGUCUUGGCCAUAAUGGGACCUUCCGGUUGCGGCAAGUCCACCCUUCUCGAUGCAUUAGCAGGACGAUUGGGAUCUGGAGUGAGUCAAAAAGGAGAAAUCUUGAUCAAUGCCCAGAAGCAGAAACUCGCCUUCGGGGCCUCGGUACAGAGCUUUAAUCGAAGCCUUAUGUUCUUUGUUCUUCCAUCUCAGUUCUUAGACCAUUCCGGUGAAGUGCUGUUCCUCCCUCAGGCUUAUGUCACCCAAGAAGAUGUGCUCAUGACCACGCUAACGGUACGAGAGGCCGUGUACUACUCCGCGCAGCUGCAGCUGCCGGACUCCAUGACGAGGUCCGAGAAGAGGGAGAGAGCGGAGGCGACGAUGCGGGAGAUGGGGCUGGAAGACGCCGGGGACACGAGAAUCGGAGGAUGGGCCUUCAAGGGCAUCAGCGGCGGCCAGAAGAGGAGAGUCAGCAUCUGCAUCGAGCUCCUGACGCGCCCUCAGCUGCUGUACCUCGACGAGCCCACGAGCGGGCUCGAUAGCGCUGCGUCGUACCAUGUCAUGAGCCGCAUCGCGAGGCUCGCUCGACGCGAGAUUAUGACGGUGGUGGCGGCCGUUCACCAGCCGAGCUGCGAGGUGUUCGACCUCUUCCAUGGCCUCUGCCUCCUGGCCUACGGCGAGACCGUCUUCUUCGGCCCAGCUUCCACUGCUAAUGAGUUCUUUGCUGUGCACGCCUUCCCCUGUCCUCCGCUGACAAAUCCUUCCGAUCACUAUCUUAGGACGAUCAACAAAGAUUUCGACACGGAUCUCGAACAAGAUCCUGAGUCAAGAACCAGCACUGCCGAAGCAAUCGAGAUCCUCGUGAAGUCUUACAGCUCUUCGGAUACCCUGCAGCGUGUCACACGAGAAAUAGCAGGGAUACAUGAUUUGGUAAUCGAGAUGUUGAUUAAACCUGGUUCAUGUCCGAUUUGCAGAGCAUGUGAUCUCCAUGGCUUUUGCUUGCAGGGAGGAGCCUCGGUGAAGAGGAGGAACCAAGCGAGCUUCCUCGUUCAAACGCUUGUGCUCACGAGACGAUCCUUCGUGAACAUGUACAGGGACUUGGGCUACUACUGGCGGCGAUUUGCCAUCUACAUCGCGCUUUGCCUCUGCGUGGGCACAAUUUACUUUGAUGUUGGCCACGGUUUUGGCUCGAUUCAAGCGAGAGGGUCCAUGCUCAUGUUCACAGCUGCUUUCCUAACAUUCAUGGCAAUUGGAGGCUUCCCCUCUUUCGUAGAAGACAUGAAGAUCUUUGGAAGAGAAAGACUGAACGGGCACUACGGCGUGACUGCCUUCACCGUUGCGAACACGCUCUCCGCCACCCCGUACUUGGCUCUCAUCUCCGUGAUCCCAGGGGCCAUGGCCUACUACUUGGUCGGCCUGCAGAGGGGGGCGGACCACUUCAUCUACUUCGCUCUCGUGCUGUUCAUGUGCAUGAUGCUGGUGGAGGGGCUGAUGAUGAUGGUGGCGAGCGUCGUCCCGGACUUCCUCAUGGGCAUUAUUACCGGAGCAGGAAUCCAAGGGGUAAUGAUGCUCAACGGGGGCUUCUUCCGGCUGCCCCGCGACCUGCCCGGCCCGGUGUGGCGCUACCCCAUGUACUACGUUGCCUUCCACAAGUACGCCAACCAGGGGUUCUACAAGAACGAGUUCUUGGGGUUGACCUUUCCCAAUGAGCAAGCCAGAGGGCCGCCCACCGUCACCGGAGAAGAGAUCUUGAGAGACAUUUGGCAAGUCGAGAUGGGCUACUCCAAGUGGAUCGAUCUUGCCAUCUUGCUUGGCAUGGUUGUGCUCUACAGGUUAAUGUUCUUAGUCACCCUGAAGAUUCUGGAGACGGUCAAAUCCAUGGCUUGACCUUCAAAA
Messenger RNA from Musa acuminata AAA Group (dessert banana), 2591 nucleotides. RefSeq names its product ABC transporter G family member 1-like. The coding region runs from base 378 to 2582 and encodes 734 amino acids. NCBI's taxonomy places the organism in Eukaryota, Viridiplantae, Streptophyta, Magnoliopsida, Zingiberales, Musaceae. The transcript is spliced from 6 exons. The record is from RefSeq and is a predicted model, not a curated record. Gene Ontology annotation, molecular function: ATP binding; ABC-type transporter activity; ATP hydrolysis activity. Gene Ontology annotation, cellular component: membrane.